AGGUUCAAUUGGGCGGUUGUUGAGAAGUUUUACGCAGUAGUCGCGCAAUGCGGUGGGGUAGCAGCGCGACUGUAAGAGAGGUUAGAUUGAGCGCAGGAGGUUAUGCUGGUGAUUGUAUGUACUGGUAAUGCUGGUUGUGGUGGUGUGUGGCGGUGGUGACGGUGACGGUGAACGGUCAUGAUGAUGGGCUUCGGAGAUGUUGGUUGCUGCAAAGCUUUUGGAUCACACACGCUUGCCGGUCUUGGCGUUCCUGGGACCAACACGUUGCCUGUUCCGCCGACAUCUACGACGGGAAAAGACUUACAACAUUUCCACGAGGAAUUGAGCAGUCCUCCGGCUUUGCAUUUCAGGCCAUAUUUACGCCCCAGCUACGUCCACCGCUAAUCUCCCCGUUUUCUUUUUGUCCGCCUCCCCGCGCGGACGGGCCCCUAUAUCAACAAUGCGGUGGCUUCUUUCUCUGCUUCUCGUUGGGCUCUGGGGAGCUGUUGUCCAUGCGCUCAGCAGCGAUGGCAACCGACUGCUAGCCAUUCUAGGCAAUGUCACAGACAAGGACUUGUUCUCGACAUUCUGGAAGGAUCUAGAAGGUCGGGGAUACUCUAUAUCAUUUCAAUCACCCAAAGAUGAGGGCCUUUCACUAUUUAAGCAUGGAGAGAGAGCAUAUGACCACAUUGUUCUUCUCCCUCCAAGCAAGGCAAAAGGACUCGGGCCUGCAUUAUCGCCCAAAGCGCUGGUCAAUUUUAUGAACAGCGAAGGAAACAUUCUCCUCGCCCUCGCAGGCGGUUCAGCGAUUUCCAGCACAAUCAGCUCCCUCCUGCUAGAGCUAGAUAUAAACCUCUCUUCUGACCGCAACGCGCUCGUUGUCGACCACUUCAACUACGACACCCUCUCUUCUCCUGAACAACAUGACGUUCUUCUUCUCCCCCGGCCUAAAGCACUCCGCCCAGACCUUAAAUCAUACUUCUCCGGCGAAGGAGUGGUCGCCUUCCCCAAAUCUGCGGGCCAGUCAUUGGGAGCUGCCAGGCCGUUACUUGCUCCAAUACUUCGAGCUCCUGAGACGGCAUAUAGCUAUGACGCGAAGGAGCAGGAACAGACGGUCGAAGACUCGUUCGCGUUUGGGUCGCAGAUUUCAUUGGUCUCAGCAAUGCAGGCAAGGAAUUCGGCCCGGUUAACGGUCAUAGGGUCCGUGGAGAGUCUUAAAGACAAGUGGUUCUCGGCCACCGUUAAGGGCCCGAAGGCUGGGGAACAGGCACAGACGGUGAACAGGGAGUUUGCAAAGCAAGUUAGCGCUUGGACGUUUAAGGAGACUGGUGUGGUUAAAGUGGACAAAGUGCAACACUACUUGAGUGCAGAUGCGGUUGCGGAAUCUGCUCCGUCGAAUGAAUCCGGAGAACUGAACCCUUCGAUAUACCGGAUAAAGAACGAGGUGACAUUUAACAUCGAGCUCUCCGAGUACGACUACGACCACUAUAUCCCCUUCGAAAUCCCCGAAGAAGACGCCAUUCAACUCGAAUUUACCAUGCUAUCGCCCUUCCACCGCCUCACUCUCAAACCCGUGGCCAAGACCGCAAAUAGCACCGUGUACAGCACCUCAUUCACCUUGCCCGAUCAACAUGGUAUAUUCUCGUUCCGCGUCAACUACAAACGGCCUUUCCUCACCAACGUCGAUGUAAAGGAGCAGGUCACUGUUCGGCAUUUCGCUCAUGACGAGUGGCCCCGUAGCUGGAAAAUCACAGGCGGCUGGGUCUGGAUUGCGGGGUUGUGGUCUGUUAUUGGUGGUUUUCUAGCUUUCGUCGCAGUAUGGUUGUAUUCCGCCCCCCCAGAAACGGAGGCAAACUGGUCUAAGAAAGUCCAAUGAUUGCGCAUGUUGUGUCUGUGUGUAUCUGAUAUGCAUUAAUUUGGCAUUUGUAUUUCAAUGUCUAUCAAGUUUUCUUUUCUUUUCUUUUUUUUCCUUCGCAUUUGGGGCUCUUCUAUAUUUCUUUUUUAUCUUGAUGCGGGCUCAAGGACGCAGAGGCCCGAAAAUGACGAGGAAAGGUUCAGUUUAUGUUCCUAUAAUGUAUUUUAACACUUGUGGUUUAUACCUGUCUGUUUUGGCUGUUCCGUUUCAUAUUUUUUUAUACUUUUAGAUCCACAUAAAAAGAGAAAGAGAUGAAUUGGUGUCGGGAAUGUUAGCAGUCAUACCAGUAUCUCUAUUAUAAUCAAGCUAGGGAGUUCCUGGUGAAGAAACGAUUUUUGGUUUUGGUAACUCAUCGCAAUGGUCUAUAAUUAUACACUCAAUCAAAGGCGCGCUAUUUAUGUGAGGCGUAUCCGUCCGUAUGUACUGUACAUCAUAGCUGGCUUGGUGGGCUCAAAAUAGCUGCACAAUCAUCC
Messenger RNA from Blastomyces gilchristii SLH14081, 2367 nucleotides. RefSeq names its product oligosaccharyl transferase complex subunit OST4. The record is from RefSeq and is a predicted model, not a curated record. Gene Ontology annotation, cellular component: oligosaccharyltransferase complex; endoplasmic reticulum membrane. Bases 440 to 1855 code for a protein of 471 amino acids. Lineage: Eukaryota; Fungi; Ascomycota; Eurotiomycetes; Onygenales; Ajellomycetaceae. The transcript has 4 exons.